Molecule: messenger RNA, 2036 nt
Organism: Mycotypha africana
Lineage: Eukaryota; Fungi; Mucoromycota; Mucoromycetes; Mucorales; Mycotyphaceae
Exons: 6
Coding region: 324-1886 (520 amino acids)
Molecular function (GO): protein binding
Source: RefSeq, a predicted model, not a curated record
GAUCAUGACUGUAUUUGAGGUCCACUCAUUCGAUAUAUAGAGACUUUAAUUGCAUGAUUCUAGCAAAUUCCAUAAGCUGGAUCAGAAAUAACAAAGCCCAAUGGUUUCUUUUGUCAGUGACUUUUUCCCAAAACAAUAUUUCAAUUUUAAAAUUUUUAGAACAGAAAUUAACGAUCAAAAACAAACUCACUGUACCAAACCAUUCGAGUGACAAAACCCUCUUUCUUUUUACUUUUUUUAUUUUUAUUUUUUCAAUCUUACAUUGCGUGUGCGUGCGUUAGUCUGUGGGUUUUGUACAGUUCCUUUAUCUAUUACUAUAUAUAAUGACUACCAAUGAAUCAGCUCCUAUGGAUGUAGAUCCUAGUACUCCUGCUGCCACAGCUACUUCGCAGCCUAAUCCUGAAGAGAUCAAAAACCAAGCUAACGAGCAAUACAAACAAGGACAAUAUGCAGAAGCUGUCAAGCUAUAUUCUCAGGCUAUUGAUAUAUCACCCAAGACUGCUACUUAUUACAAUAAUCGAGCUGCUGCUCUUGUCAUGUUGAAGAAAUAUAAAGAAGCAGCGAAUGAUUGUCGUACUGCCACCGAGCUUGAUCCACAGAAUGUCAAAGCCUUUUUACGUGGUGGUAAAUGCCACUUAAAUAUGGGUAAUUUGGAAGAAGCCUCUCGAUUAUACAACUACGCAUUGCAAUUGGACUCGUCGAUAGCCACGUCCAGCGCCGCCACACAACGAGAAUUCUACAACCUACAGCAAGUCAGUCAAUACAUGGCGCAAGCACAGACAUUCAUAGCCAAUCAACAGUGGGGCCUUGCUCGCAAUAGUCUUGAUCGCGCUAUUUCAUUUGUAGACGCAGAUGUAGUUCCUUACCAUUGGAAAGUGAUGCAAGCCGAAUGCGCUUUAGGCGAAAAGAACUACUCUGAAGCCAGCCGUAUUGCCAAUUCACUGGUGCGCUUGAACAAUCAAAAUCCUGACGCACUCUAUCUUAGAGCCCGUGUCUUCUAUAGUCAAGGCGAUAAUCAGAAGACCAUUGCCCAUUGUCAAGAGGCACUUCGCUGUGAUCCUGACUUUAGAAAAGCGCGUGAUUUACUCAAGAUGGCAAAGACAAUCGAAAAACAGAAGGAGGAAGGCAAUACAGCAUUCAAGGCCGGACAAUUAGAUCAGGCUUUUGAAGCUUAUACCAGUGCUUUAGAAAUCGACCCAGCGAAUGCUCAUAUGAAUGCUCGACUUUAUUCCAACCGUGCUGCUGUUCUGCAAAAGCAAAAGAAAUUUGAAGAAGCUCUCGUGGACUGCGAUAAAGCGAUUCAAUUAGACGAUGGAUUCUACAAGGCUUAUAGUAGACGUGCUGCUUGCUAUAUGGAAACUGAGCAAUACGAGGAAGCGGUGAAAGAUUAUAGAAAGUUAGUUGAAGUGGAUGCAUCCAAUAGAGAAUAUCAAAACCUGUUGCGUAAAGCAGAACUUGAGCUGAAAAAAUCACAACGCAAGGAUUAUUACAAGAUUCUAGGCUUAAGCAAAUCGGCCACCGAUUCCGAAAUUAAAAAAGCCUAUCGUAAAUUAGCUCUUCAAUAUCAUCCUGAUAAGAAUGAUGGUGAUGCUAAGGCAGAAGCCAGAUUCAAGGAAGUGGGUGAAGCUUACGCUAUUUUGAGUGAUCCAGAAAAGAAGGCUAGAUACGAUUCAGGUGCUGAUUUAGAAGGCGGUAUGGGCAUGGGAGGUGGCGCAGGCUUCCCAGGCGGUGUGGACGUGAAUGAUAUCUUUGCUCAAAUGUUUGGUGGUAUGGCCGGCGGUGGUAUGGGAGGGAUGGGAGGUAUGGGAGGAGGAGGCUUCCCUGGAGCACAAUUUGGUGGAGGAGGUAGAAGAGGCCAUCCAGGUUUUAGCUUCCAUUUCGGUUAAAGCAAGAUCAAUAGACGUUAUUUAUACAACCCGUUCUGUCAUAUACUAAUUCCUCUUAUGUAAGGAUCUUUUCUCGUCGCCAAAUCCAUAUAUAGAAUCCGAGAAAAAUCAGGAAAAUCUGGGUUAAGAUGAGAUGGACUCUGCAGAAAA